Messenger RNA from Eurytemora carolleeae, 4758 nucleotides. It is a transcript of the gene Brf, whose product is annotated as transcription factor IIIB 90 kDa subunit. Bases 1620 to 3992 code for a protein of 790 amino acids. Gene Ontology annotation, cellular component: transcription factor TFIIIB complex; nucleus; transcription preinitiation complex. NCBI's taxonomy places the organism in Eukaryota, Metazoa, Arthropoda, Copepoda, Calanoida, Temoridae. The record is from RefSeq and is a predicted model, not a curated record. Gene Ontology annotation, molecular function: RNA polymerase III type 3 promoter sequence-specific DNA binding; TBP-class protein binding; RNA polymerase III general transcription initiation factor activity. Gene Ontology annotation, biological process: transcription preinitiation complex assembly; DNA-templated transcription initiation; transcription by RNA polymerase III. The transcript has 24 exons.
CCUGUUGUGAUGGUUGCGUGCUCAAUCUGCAAGCAGCAGAUCCGUAUGAUUAAGAAAAACGAGCAGGCUCGCGUCCAUGUGGACAGCAAGCACUCUGGAAAGAAGUUCGAGGAGUGUUUCCCUGGCUACACCUGCGGAUGAACAGUUCCAACUUCAAAGGAAAUGAAUUGAUUAAAAUCUGUUUCAAAAUUGCUGCAACCACGUUUUUUUUUGUCACGUGGUGUUAUUUUUUCUCUUGGUGAGGAUGGCAAAGGAAUUUUCGGAAUUUAGUCCGUCGAAACUUUCAAUUCUUUUUCUCACAUUUUAUUCUCUAAUUACCUUACUCCAAACUUAAUCUGUAUUUGCCAUACUCGCCAAAUAACAAUCUAAUUGCAGAAAAAUGAGCAGUCCUCAGCUGCUACCAGGCCGCCAAAGAGGCCUUGAAAAAGAAGUAAUUAUAAGACGGAUAUAAACUAAAAAUUAAGAAUAUUAUGGUUCCUAUUAGUAUGAAUAAAUCGCGUUUGUAGAUUCCUAUUUCUAUAUUUGUGCUCAAAGGGAGACGUAAUAUAAAGUAACAUAUCAAUUAAUAGAGUGGCAUGUCCGAUUCACAACGGUACACUUAAAAUCUACGUGGGAAAAAGAAUGAACUUUUAAUUUAUAAGUAGAUUUUUUUUUUUACAAAAUUGGCCUGCGGAAUUCUACUCAGAAACAAUGGAGUAGGAUAUUGUCGGAAUUCAAUACUUAUAAGCUAGAAAAGCGACGAUAUUUUCAACAUAAUUUAUCAGACAAAUGUCAAAGGUAUCCUUGUGAAUCGGGCAUGUCCCUGAUUUAAAGAAUAUUGACUUGAAUUUACAAUUUCCCUUUUACUUUCAUCAAUGUCUGGGAAUCUACUUUAAUGACCUCCACGUGUAUUAUUAAAUUCUGAAUACGAUCCUAACCUUGUGUUUAUGUUUACAUGAAUAACCGGUUUACACUUCAGACCAAAGAUGCCUGCAUCCAAGAAGGAUUUGAAGAAACUGAAGCAGAAGCAGAAUGUUGCCAACGGGAUUGGGGAUGAGAAGGGGAAGUUGCCUUCAAAUAACAAGGACCCUGUUGUGAUGGUAGCUUGUACGAUUUGUAAACAGCAGAUCCGUAUGAUCAAGAAGAACGAGCAGGCUCGUGUGCACGUGGACAGCAAACACUCCGGCAAACCCUUCGCCGAAUGUUUCCCCGGCUACACCUGCGGAUAAACACCAGGACCGGUCAAAGGGUUGUGCUGGAGGAGCGGCACUUGUUCUGCCGAAAAAAAAACUCGGCAAUCAUGUUUGCAUUGACUUGUCUAUUGUUAAAAUGCAUCCUGACCUUAUUAUUCAAUCAAUAUUAUUUUACCGAUAUAUUUACCCUGAUGCCUUUCUUUCUUUCUGACCCCUUACAUAAAGUAAUUUCAGAAAGAUGAAAUUUGAUCUAUGGAUAAAGGAUAUGGAACUACCGAAUAAGGCUUAAUUUUUUUCCUGUUAAUUGCUCUGAUUUCGGAUCAAGUGAUUUUGACAGAACUGGCUAUUCCAACAUAACAUCUGCAGCAGCGGGAUAUAUUAUUUUAAACAAUAAAAUAUUUUGAAUAAAACUUCAAAUAUUAAGUCUUUUUAAACAUUUUCAGAAUUAUGUCUCGAAGAUGCAAAGAAUGCGGGUCCACCGAUAUUGAGAUUGAUUCGACAAGAGCUGAUGCGGUGUGUACAAACUGUGGAGCUGUCCUGGAAUCUAGUAUCAUAGUCUCAGAUAUACAAUUUGAGGAAAAUGCACAUGGUGGCUCCUCGGCUAUCGGCACUUUCGUAUCUUCAGAGUCAAAAGGCGGAAAAAAUAUCGGCGGAACAUUUACCGCCGGUAUUGGACGGGAAUCGCGGGAGAUAACUUUAAAAAAUGCGCGGAAGAAGAUUGUAAAUCUGGCAGAGCAGCUUCGGUUACGUCCUGAUCAUAUUGAUAUGGCAUUCUACUUCUUCAAGUUAGCACUGUCAAAACAUUUAACAAGGGGACGAAAGUCCAGUCACGUGAUUGCUGCUUGUGUGUACAUCACCUGCAGAACGGAAGGAACAUCUCACAUGCUAAUCGACUUCAGCGACAUCUUGCAGAUUGACGUUUAUGAGCUCGGCAGAACUUAUCUUAGACUCUCCCAGGCUUUAUGCAUCAAUAUUCCAGCAAUGGAUCCUUGUCUCUACGUAAUGAGAUUUGCUCACAGGUUAGAUUUCGGAGAGAAAACUCACGAGGUGUCCAUGACAGCUCUCAGAUUAGUUUCACGAAUGAAAAAAGAUUGGAUCCAUUUUGGACGAAGACCCUCAGGACUCUGCGGGGCUGCACUCUUAAUAGCAGGUCGACUUCACGAAUUUAACAGAACCAUAAAUGACGUCAUAAAGGUAGUAAAAGUACAUGAGAGUACACUACGGAAGAGAUUAAAUGAGUUCGGAGAAACUCCGGCUUCUCAACUCACUCUAGAGGAAUUUAUGACAGUAGAUCUUGAUGCAAUGACAGAGGAACAGGAUCCACCCAGCUUUAAGGCAGCGAGGAAAAAGGAUAGAGAGAGGUUGGCUAGACUGGAGGACGAGGACCUACUGGAGAAGGAGAUGAGUAGCCUCGAGGCCGAGAUAGAGAAGGAGCUGGAGGAGAGAAAAGGGAAAUUAAAGGGGUCGCUUGCUAAACUCAGCAGACGGCCUUCUUCGUCAGAUGAAAACUCACAAAGUCCAUCUGCAUCAGAUACAGAUGAGAAUCUAGAAGAAGUGGAAACUGCGCGGUUUAUCGGUGAAGAAACCCUUGGAAUCAUCUCACAAUGUUUAGAUGGAACUCAGAUACAAGAACUGUCUUCCAAGGAGCAGUUAGAUUAUCUGUUAAUGCCUCCCCCUACAAGUACUCCAGUCCGUCAUAUUAUCUCCCCUGCUAGAGUCAGUGUAAACUCCCCUGGUAUGGGACUCCGGAACUCCGUGGAGGAUUAUCUGACCAACUCUAAGGAGGAUAGCAGAGAGGAUGAAGAUGGGAAGGGGGAUGAGGAUGAGGAACUGGAUUUGACUGGUAUAGAUGAAGAUGAAAUAGAUUCUUAUAUAAUGACCGGAGCUGAGAUAAGACUGAAAACUAAACGCUGGCUUCAGUUGAACGCUGAAUACCUACUGGAGCAAGAAGAGAAGAUUAAACGGGAGAAGAUAGAAAGAGAAGAAUUAAUCAAGGCCGGUAAGGACCCGGACAAGAAGAGGAAGAUGAAGAAGAAGAUCAAGAUGAAUCAUCAGUCCAACGGGUCCGCCAUAGAGGCUAUAGAGAAAAUUGUCCAGGAGAAGAAAAUAUCAACCAAAAUCAACUAUGAUGUAUUACGAAGUUUAAACAUGAGUCCUGGAACAAAACUUGGAUCGGAACUAGAUGAUACUAGCAAGCAAACCAAUGAAAAUGGACAGAUAAAUCUUGGUGAGGAAAGACCCUCCCCUGAUCCUACUCCCUCCCAACCCAAAAAGAUCAAGCUUGAAGAAGCCCCAAGAUCAAUUCCAAAGAUAAAACCCAAUCUGGGGGCGCGAAGCGCUAAGAAUAGAACUACACCCGGAGAAACACCGGGCAAAACAAAUGAUAAGAAAAGUGAUUUGAAACCUAAGAGAUUAGUGAAUUUCGGAGAUUUUGUUGGAUCUAGGUCUAAUAAACCUAGCUCAGAUGUAAGUACAAGCCAAACUAGUCAAUCCAAGAAUCAUGAUCCCAAAUCCUCCGCAUCAAGCCAACCAACCACCCCUGUCCUUAGUUCAAAUCAACCAUCCGCCCCUGUCAUUUAUACAAAGCAAACGGCGGAGAGUUCACUGCCUAUAGUUAUAGAAGAUCUUAAUGAGGAGAAUAAAAGCACAGAGACAGAGGCUGAAGAUUAUGAGGACGAAGAUGACGAAGAUGACGAAGAUGACGAAGAGGAAGAAGAGGAUGAAGGAGCUGGAGAGCUCUCUGCAGCUCAGCUACUUAUGCAACAUAUGGGAGGAGGAGGAGGAGGGGAGUUAUAUCCUGAAGAAGAAGAUUAUUAUUGAAGAAACAACUUAGAAGAAGGAAUGAUUUAAUGGAUUUUAUUUAAAAGAAAACUAAUUUAGAUAUUUAUAUUAAAAAUUAACGUACAGAGAGUAACCGGUUUUGUCAACCUUUUUUCAUUCAUUUUUCCCCAUUUUCAGUGUUUUCAUUGAUUUUCUUCUUUUGAAGUUCAAGUUUUAUAUUCCUCCUUAUGAUGCAUUUCUCUUGUUGUAUAGAUAUAAAUUUAUAUUAGAAAAUUAAAAGUUUUUGUAAUUUUGAUGAACAACGUUUUCUAUGCGAGUUAGGACAAAUAUAAAAGAUAUGAAGGGUUUAAACGAUUUCUUAUUUGUAAUAAAUUUAUGUUCCAUUUCUCAGUAUUUUCAAUUUACAUAAUCCACAAUAUUAUUUAUUGAUGUGUACAAACUUAACAUUUAGGCUCUAUUUUCAACUAGUUUAGAAGAUCCGUAUUACAUUUAGUUUUACCAAAGCUGAACUUGUAAAAUAACAUCAAAUUAUUGUGAUAAGAUUGUUCUAACAAAUCAAUUCUCACCAUGGUUAAUGUUAUCAUAUGUAUUGCACCCCUUUUAUAUGCAUUAAUCACGGAUUUUGUUUGUAUAUCUAGAAUAAUGCUCGACUCUAAAAACGUUAUUUUCGGAUCACAUUAAUUAAGUAACCUCUGUGCACGUUAUUAACUUUGUCUGCGUGAUACUUCUUUGUGAUAAUCCUGCCACUGUGUCGGCGAAUUAAAUUUAUUAAAUAAAUCAUCACUUAUUAUUGUUUCAAUCACAG